AUGGCUCCGUCGGCUGAGGACCUGGGGCGGGAGCUGGAGGCCACCGCCCAGGACGUGUUGGGGAAACUGAAGAGCCGCCAGCUGUUCCAGUCCGGUUGGGACACGGCCGCCUUUGUUGUCUUCAUCACCUUCAUCUGCACCGUGCUCUUUCUGCUGCUGCUUGUCAUCAUUCACUGCUGCUGCUGCUGUGACUCUCCGAGGUCCCAGAAGGUGAGCGCUGCAAAGCGGAGCCCCAAGGGGGUGGACAACUUGGCCCUGGAGCCUUAA
This is a messenger RNA of Trichechus manatus latirostris (Florida manatee), 267 nucleotides long. It is a transcript of the gene SMIM22, whose product is annotated as small integral membrane protein 22. Bases 1 to 267 code for a protein of 88 amino acids. The transcript has 3 exons. Gene Ontology annotation, biological process: regulation of cell population proliferation. The record is from RefSeq and is a predicted model, not a curated record. Lineage: Eukaryota; Metazoa; Chordata; Mammalia; Sirenia; Trichechidae.